UUUAAGAUGUAUGAACAAGAAGAGGAAUAUGUGGAGGAUGGAGAGGAUUCUGAAGAGAUUUCUAAUGAUAUCUGGCAGGAAGCUUGCUGGAUCGUUAUCUCGGCUUAUUUCGACGAGAAAGGAUUGGUAAGACAGCAGUUGGAUUCCUUUGACGAGUUUAUUCAAAUGAAUGUUCAAAGGAUCGUGGAGGAUGCACCUCAGAUUGAUCUCCAGGGGGAGGCUCAGCAUGCCCAAGGGGAGGUUGAGACCCCUCCACGGUUCCUCUUGAAAUUUGAGCAGAUUUAUCUCUCCAAACCAACUCAUUGGGAGAAAGAUGGAGCUCCUACACCUAUGAUGCCGAACGAGGCUAGGCUCAGGAAUCUGACCUACUCUGCUCCUCUGUAUGUCGAUAUCACUAAGACUGUUGUAAGAGAAGGACAGGACCCAGUAGAGACUCAGCAUCAGAAAACAUUUAUAGGAAAGAUUCCUAUUAUGCUGCGGUCAACCUACUGCUUGCUCAACGGUAUGACCGACAGAGAUCUUACAGAGCUCAACGAAUGCCCGUUAGAUCCCGGCGGUUACUUCAUUAUCAACGGAUCAGAAAAGGUUUUGAUCGCGCAGGAGAAGAUGGCCACCAACACCGUCUACGUGUUCAGCAUGAAGGACGGAAAGUUUGCGUACAAAACUGAAAUCAGAUCUUGUCUUGAGCACUCCUCCCGACCUACGAGCACAUUGUGGAUCAACAUGUUGGCCCGCGGAGGGCAGAACGUUAAGAAAUCCGCCAUAGGACAGAGAAUAGUGGGGAUCCUCCCGUACAUCAAGCAGGAGAUCCCCAUCAUGAUCGUCUUCAGAGCACUUGGCUUCGUUGCAGACAGGGAUAUUUUGGAGCACAUUAUUUAUGAUUUUGAUGAUCCUGAGCUGAUGGAGAUGGUUAAACCCUCCUUAGAUGAAGCUUUUGUAAUUCAGGAACAAAAUGUUGCCUUGAACUUCAUUGGAUCCAGAGGAGCCAGGCCUGGUGUAACAAAGGAGAAACGUAUAAAAUAUGCUCGUGAGAUUCUACAGAAGGAGACCCUGCCUCAUGUUGGAGUUUCAGACUACUGUGAGACCCGUAAAGCAUAUUUCCUGGGAUACAUGGUUCACAGACUUCUAUUGGCUGCACUGGGAAGGGAGAUGCGAAUGUACGCGCAGAAGUUUAUCGACAAAGGAAAGGAUUUUAACCUGGAGCUCGCAAUUAAACCGAAGACGAUCUCUGAUGGUCUCCGAUACUCCCUUGCCACCGGAAACUGGGGAGAUCAGAAGAAAGCCCAUCAGGCCCGUGCUGGUGUAAGCCAGGUAUUGAACAGGCUGACCUACGCCUCGACUCUCUCUCAUCUGCGGCGUAUAAACUCCCCUAUAGGUCGUGACGGAAAACUUGCUAAACCGAGACAGCUUCACAACACUCUCUGGGGGAUGAUCUGUCCUGCCGAAACACCAGAGGGAGCAGCUGUAGGUUUGGUGAAGAACUUGGCUCUGAUGGCGUAUAUUAGUGUGGGGAACACCCCCUCACCCAUCCUAGAGUUCUUGGAGGAGUGGAGUAUGGAGAACCUCGAGGAGAUAGCUCCUAGCAGUAUAGCAGAUGCUACUAAGAUAUUUGUAAACGGAUGUUGGGUUGGUAUUCAUCGAGAUCCUGAACAGCUGAUGACAACCCUGAGGAAGCUCCGACGACAAAUGGACAUCAUCAACGCCGAGGUGUCGAUGAUCCGUGACAUCAGGGACCGAGAGAUCAGGAUCUACACAGAUGCCGGGAGGAUCUGCCGUCCUCUUCUCAUUGUGGAGGACUGCAAGCUCCUCAUGAAGUCCAGGCAUAUCGACCUCCUCAAGGAGAGGGAGUUCAACAACUACCAGUGGCAGGAUCUAGUUGCUACUGGAGUAGUGGAGUAUAUUGAUACUAUAGUUUAUAUCGAUCUAGUUGCUACUGGAGUUGUGGAGUAUAUUGAUACUAUGACAUGGACCCAUUGUGAGAUUCAUCCAGCCAUGAUCCUAGGAGUGUGUGCUUCCAUUAUCCCAUUCCCUGAUCAUAACCAGUCACCCAGAAACACAUACCAGUCUGCUAUGGGUAAGCAAGCCAUGGGAGUGUACAUAACUAACUUCCAUGUACGGAUGGACACCCUGGCUCAUGUACUGUACUAUCCACAGAAACCAUUGGUUACAACACGAUCUAUGGACUAUCUCAGGUUUUCUGAGCUGCCAGCUGGUAUAAACAGUAUUGUUGCUAUUGCUACCUAUACCGGGUAUAAUCAGGAGGACUCCGUUAUCCUAAACAGUUCUGCUGUAGACAGAGGAUUCAUGAGAUCUGUGUUCAUGAGAUCCUACAAGGACUCGGAGACCAAGAGGAACGACCAGGAGGAGAACUUCGAGAAACCGACUAGGGAGACUUGUCAAGGGAUGAGGAAUGCGAUCUACGAUAAACUGGACGAUGAUGGAAUUAUUGCCCCAGGGCUUCGUGUAUCUGGAGAGGAUGUAAUUAUCGGGAAAACAAUUGUUCUGCCAGAAAAUGAAGACGAGCUGGACUGAAAUCUAUAAUUGGUCAUUUUUUCUCUGGAUUGUUUAAUGUUUACAAAUAAUAAUGAUGAAGGGUCAAUAGUGAUGUUGACCCUGAAUAAUGACGGAAACAAGUUCACCAAGAUCAGAGUACGAUCCGUCAGGAUUCCACAAAUUGGAGACAAGUUCGCCUCCAGGCACGGACAGAAGGGAACAUGUGGUAUUCAAUACAGACAAGAAGAUAUGCUGUUCUCCUGUGAAGGACUAACCCCUGACAUCAUCAUUAACCCCCACGCUAUCCCAUCCAGAAUGACAAUCGGUCACUUGAUUGAAUGCCUCCAGGGCAAAGUUGGAUCUAACAAGGGAGAGAUAGGAGAUGCUACUCCCUUCAAUGAUGCUGUAAACGUACAGAAGAUUUCUAAACUGCUCUUAGAGUACGGAUAUCAGAGCAGAGGCAACGAGGUGAUGUACUCUGGACACACUGGAAGGAAACUCAAUACUCAAAUAUUUCUAGGUCCCACCUACUACCAAAGGUUAAAACAUAUGGUGGAUGAUAAGAUCCAUAGUAGAGCUCGAGGCCCUGUUCAGAUCCUCGUUAGACAACCCAUGGAGGGUAGAGCUAGGGAUGGAGGUCUCAGAUUUGGUGAGAUGGAACGAGAUUGUCAAAUAUCUCACGGAGCAGCACAGUUCCUUAGAGAGAGAUUGUUUGAGGUGUCAGACCCGUACAGAAUCCAUGUCUGUAACUUCUGUGAUAUAUUUGUUGUACUAGGUGUCAGAUCCGUACAGAAUUCAUGUCUAUGGGAUGCUGGGGGUCCUUUAGAUGGAGGGUCAGGUGAGGUUUCAAUGAUGUUCGUUGAUGAUAAUGAUACAUCAGCGGAUGCUGCUCCGUCAGUGGCUGAAAUUGAAACAUCUGUGGAUACCGCUCCGUCUGUCUGGGGAAUGUUGUCUGGAUGUGGAGUUUCUGCAAGGGAUCGAAGAGCUGGGGCUGCAUCUGAUCUGACCAAUGUCGAGUUGCUCCUGCGAAGUGGUGUCACAGUGCGUAUGAUUCCUUCGAUGAGAUCCUCUNGUAGGGAUGAGAUGGGAUGGGUGAAGCUACCAUACGCUGCUAAGCUGUUGUUCCAGGAGCUCAUGUCGAUGAAUAUUGCUCCCAGGUUGAUGGUCGACUAACCCUACACAGUCGACCGUCGACAAUCAA
Molecule: messenger RNA, 3694 nt
Organism: Eurytemora carolleeae
Lineage: Eukaryota; Metazoa; Arthropoda; Copepoda; Calanoida; Temoridae
Gene: RpII140
Product: DNA-directed RNA polymerase II subunit RPB2-like
Exons: 38
Biological process (GO): DNA-templated transcription
Cellular component (GO): RNA polymerase II, core complex
Molecular function (GO): DNA binding; DNA-directed RNA polymerase activity; ribonucleoside binding
Source: RefSeq, a predicted model, not a curated record